Messenger RNA from Hydra vulgaris (swiftwater hydra), 1134 nucleotides. The record is from RefSeq and is a predicted model, not a curated record. Lineage: Eukaryota; Metazoa; Cnidaria; Hydrozoa; Anthoathecata; Hydridae.
CAAAUCGCAUCUACAACUGUGAUGAAUCUGGAUUAACAUGUGUUCACAAGCCUUUAAAAGUAAUAGCUCAUAAAGGCCAACGUGUUGUAUCUUCAGUAACUAGUGGUGAGAGAGGCCAAACAACAACUGUUAUACUAGCUUUUAAUUGUGUGGGACACUACAUACCUCCUAUGAUUAUUUAAAAAAAAAAAACGGAUGCUAGAUUCAUUGAUUGAUGAUGCACCACCAGGAACAGUUGGACGCUGUUCUAAAAGUGGUUGGGUAGAUACAAAUUUGUUUAUGGAUUUUAUAUAAUCUUUGAAAAGUGCUUAUAACUUAGUAUGCACAACAUGGAUGAGAAAGCACCCAGGAAAAAGAAUUACAGUUGAUAAACUUUCAGGACUAUUUUGUCAAGCUUAUGUGAAAGCAGCUACAGUGGAAAAUGCUAUUUCUGGAUUUCGAGUAACAGGCAUCAAUCCUUUUAAUCUAGAAAUCCUUCCUGAGUCAGAUUAUUUUGAAAAUCCAUGUUUAAAAGAUAGUAAUACAAACAUAAUAUUUAAUGAAAUAGCAGAUACAAAUCCUGAACAAUCAUCUACAACUAAUUCUUUAAUUGGGCCGAACCAAAAUUCGUAUGUUCAAACAUCCAUUGCUAGUUUUUCAGUUAAUGAAAUAAAUGCCUCGUUGUCAAUUUCAAACUCUCAACAGCUUUCUUUUACUGAUAUAUUAUCAAUUCCAGCUAUUGAAGUGAAGACAACAAAAAGAAAGGGAGAAAAUUCAGAAAUUUUGACAAGCACAUCGUAAAAAAAACUUUGCAGGAGGGGUUGGAAAACAAAAAAAAAAGUUAAAUACAACAAAAAAAGACCAUCAGAAAAAAAGAUUAAACUAAAAAAAGAUGAUAAAAUUAAAUAUGGAGAAAACCAAAAAAUAUCAGAGUCUAGCCAGAAAUGUGUCCAAUGCUUUAGGUGUAAAUUAUGGUACCAUGAAGUUUAUGUUGUUAAGUUAGGGACAGAUUUUUUGUGUAAACUGUGUGUGUGCCAUGAUUAUAUUUAAACAUUCUAUGAUCCAUUAAUUUAUGUCUUAUAGUUGAGUAUAACUUGUGCAACAAUUUGUUCGGGUGGUGCUUAAGUUUGAACUAUGUUUAAUAUCUAUGUUUAA